AUGGUAUACCAAUGCAAUCCAUGCACGCCACGCUUGCAUGGCGCGCUUGGCGGCGGCAGGUACGCGCUGGACGUGAACACGGAGCGCGCGGAGGACGUGCUGACACACAAGCGGCUGCUGGAGGAGGCGGCGCGGCUGCACGGGCUGCCCGUCUUCUUCGUCCGCGCCGUCCGGAUGGCGGCAGCGGGCGGCGCAGCAGGUGCGGAGGAGGCGGGGCCGCACGCGAGCAUGGAGACGGACGACCACCACCCCGCCUUGCCGCCCCACGGCGCGCUAGCGCCGCCAGCGUUUGGGUCGUCGCCGAAUCUGGAGGCGCCGGUGCCGGGCGGCGGGCACGGCGCUGCGGGCGCCAUGGAUGACGACCGCCCCACCUCGCUCAGUGCGCCGUACCACAACGUGCCCAUGCAUGAAGUCACCUUCUCCACCUUCGACCGCCCCAAGCUGCUCAGCCAGCUGUCAGCGGUGUUGGCGGAUGCGGGGUUGAACAUAAGGGAGGCGCAUGUGUUCUCCACGUUUGACGGGCUCUCCCUUGACGUCUUCGUUGUUGAUGGCUGGCCCACCGAGGACGUGGUGGAUCUGCAUGCAGCCUUGGUGCGCGUGCUGCAGAUGGGGGCGGGUGCAGCCCUCUCCAUGCAGCCAGAGGCGUCCGGCCAGUCAAUGCAGUCAAUGCAGUCAGCACCGGGCCCGGCGGGGUCGGAGUCAGCGGGCAUGGGAGGGGCGGGGGCAGGGGGGCAGGGGGCGGGGUCACACGUGUCAGGGGCAGAGUCACGCGUGCCCAUCCCCACGGAUGGGCGGGACGACUGGGAGAUCGACAGCCAGCAGCUCAAGCUGCACCACAAGAUCGCCUCUGGCUCCUUUGGUGACCUGUACCGAGGCACGUACUGUGGGCAGGACGUGGCGAUCAAGAUCUUAAAGCCCGAGCGACUCAGCGACUCACUGCAGCAGGAGUUCGCCCAGGAGGUGUACAUCAUGAGGAAGGUUCGCCAUAAGAACGUGGUGCAAUUUAUUGGAGCCUGCACCAAGCCGCCUAACCUCUCUAUAGUCACAGAGUUCAUGGUGGGCGGCAGUGUGUACGACUACAUUCACAAGCAGCGUGGCAGCAUGCGGCUGGGGAUGGUGGUGCGGGUGGGCAUGGACGUGGCAAAGGGAAUGGACUUUCUGCACAAGAACAACAUCAUUCACCGCGACCUCAAGGCUGCAAAUCUGUUGAUGGACGAGAACGAGGUGGUGAAGGUGGCGGACUUUGGAGUGGCGCGGGUGAAGGCGGGCAGCGGCAUCAUGACGGCCGAGACCGGCACGUACCGCUGGAUGGCACCUGAGGUGAUAGAGCACAGGGCGUACGACCACAAGGCGGACGUGUUCAGCUUCGCCAUCACGCUGUGGGAGCUGCUCACCGGCAAGCUGCCAUAUGCGGAUCUCACGCCCCUGCAAGCAGCUGUUAGCGUGGUGCAAAAGGGGCUGCGGCCGCCCAUCCCGAAGGGCACGCACCCGCGGCUGGCAGAGCUGAUGGCGCGGUGCUGGCACACAAACCCCGCUGAGCGGCCCGAGUUCAGUGCCGUGCUGCGCCUGCUGGCUGACAUGGCGCAUGAGGGCAUGGCGCAUGAGGUGAGGGGGAAGGGCAUGGCGCAUGAGGUGAGGGGGAAGGGCAUGGCGCAUGAGGUGAGGGGGAAGGGCAUGGCGCAUGAGGUGAGGGGGAAGGGCAUGGCGCAUGAGGUGAGGGGGAAGGGCAUGGCGCAUGAGGUGAGGGGGAAGGGCAUGGCGCAUGUGGUGAGGGGGAAGUGCAUGGCGCAUGAGGUGAGGGGGAAGGGCAUGGCGCAUGAGGUGAGGGGGAAGGGCAUGGCGCAUGAGGUGAGGGGGAAGGGCAUGGCGCAUGAGGUGAGGGGGAAGGGCAUGGCGCAUGAGGUGAGGGGGAAGGGCAUGGCGCAUGAGGUGAGGGGGAAGGGCAUGGCGCAUGAGGUGAGGGGGAAGGGCAUGGCGCAUGAGGUGAGGGGGAAGGGCAUGGCGCAUGAGGUGAGGGGGAAGGGCAUGGCGCAUGAGGUGAGGGGGAAGGGCAUGGCGCAUGAGGUGAGGGGGAAGGGCAUGGCGCAUGAGGUGAGGGGGAAGGGCAUGGCGCAUGAGGUGAGGGGGAAGGGCAUGGUGCAUGAGGUGAGGGGGAAGGGCAUGGCGCAUGAGGUGAGGGGGAAGGGCAUGGCGCAUGAGGUGAGGGUGUGUAGGCGGGUGCACUUCCUUCCUGCCCCUCGCUGCAUCUCCCUCUCUCCAUCCGCCCCUCUCUCCAUCCGCCCCUCUCUCCAUCCGCCCCUCUCUCCAUCUGCCCCUCUCUCCAUCCGCCCCUCUCUCCAUCCGCCCCUCUCUCCAUCCGCCCCUCUCUCCAUCCGCCCCUCUCUCCAUCCGCCCCUCUCCAUCUGCCCCUCCAUCCAUGUACUCCACAUUACUCAAACCUCCCAAAAGAAUCAUCUGCCUCAUCCCAACUCUCUUCCUCCCCACCCUGUGCCACCCUGCCUGCUGUGUGCCCUCGUGCGUGUGUGA
This is a messenger RNA of Closterium sp. Naga37s-1, 2526 nucleotides long. Lineage: Eukaryota; Viridiplantae; Streptophyta; Zygnematophyceae; Desmidiales; Closteriaceae. The record is from the annotation of a GenBank genome assembly.